AUGAACCUAGACAAGUGCCUUCGUACGAUGGAGGGACACGCGGAUGAAGUUUUGGGUGUUUCCUGGACACCUGAUGAGAAAUGGGUCAUCUCUGUAUCCGCGGACCGAGGGAUUCAGUUACGGGACCCGCAGACUGGCAACGCGCAGGUACUGGUGCGGGGACACAACAACAAAGUCGCUUGGGCGGCUUCUUGUCCCGUCGGGAGCUUCUUCGCCACUGGAUCGAAUGACAUGAAAGUAGUCAUCUGGAAAUAUGGGCCAUAUGACGGCCCGGCUGUCCAAGUGUCUGCGGUGCCGACCGCUGGCUGGUUUGCCAAGAUACCCGAGUCGUUGAAGCGGCCGGGGUUUGGCUUGGCCCUGAGCUUCCUGCCGUCUGAAAUGAAGCGCUUCCCUGCCCUGAUAGGCGAUGAAGACCGCGACUGGACUGCUGACUUAUUGCACAUACGCCUGAGUGGUGACAUAAAAUACACGAUCCCACGAUUCUGGAUGAAAUCAGAAGGAUUGUUCACGUGCUGCUCAUCUCAAACUGUAUUGUGCAUCGAUGAGCUCCAGAAGAAAGCGUUUCUAUACGACAGAACCGGCCUGAUUCCCGUAUUGGACUACUCGACCUGCUUGAUAAAGUCGGAUAGCAUCGUCUCAGACGACCUGAUGAACCAGCUCGGAGCGGUGGUUGCUCCGCUCGAAGACGUCGCCAAUGGCCAGAAUGAUGGGCAUCCCGGGAGCGACGGCAAGGUGCUCGACCUAGUCCAUCCCUCGCUCUGGCCUCUCGUCUAUGGCCGCUCACGUAUCCUGCCCGACAAGGUCGUCAGCCUCCAGAACUGCCUUGAGGCGUGCGACUCUGGCGAUAUCUUGCCAAGGCCGGAUCCCAGAGAGGCUUGGCUGCCCUGCGACGUCAGCACUGACGACCAAGGCCACGCCAAGAUCGGCACCUAUAUCAACAAUCUACACCCCGUUGGGCAUCCGGAGGCGUGUUCAGUCCUAGAACGCUUCAUUGAGAGGUCUCUGCCUGCUUGGGACAUCAUCUAUCGCUGGAACAGCGAGUUUAGGGCGCAACGCCUCCGGACGAAGAGCGCUAGGCCUACAUGCACGACUCCUGAGAUUUGCGGUAAAACAGAGAUAUGCGCUCCGUAUAACAGGCCGCUGGAGGAGGUUGAGCCCCAUCGAGGAGAGCCUGGAGCUGGCAGGGAGUCGGAGCGACACCAGCUUGACAUGGCGUGGUUCGACGCGACACAUCCCUUGAACAUACCGGACGCCACCAUUGAGUCAGAGCAGAGCGGUCAAACUGACAACCAAGAGUCUUGCUUCUUCCGACUAACGCCUACCUUGACUAGCCACACUAGCCCACCUUUUCGUAUACUCGAUAGGUAA
Messenger RNA from Hirsutella rhossiliensis, 1368 nucleotides. Its product is annotated as WD40 repeat 2. The transcript is spliced from 5 exons. The coding region runs from base 1 to 1368 and encodes 455 amino acids. The record is from RefSeq and is a predicted model, not a curated record. NCBI's taxonomy places the organism in Eukaryota, Fungi, Ascomycota, Sordariomycetes, Hypocreales, Ophiocordycipitaceae. Gene Ontology annotation, molecular function: protein binding.